GUCUUCCAUAGAUGGUUCUUUCCCCAACUUGGUUUUAGUCAUAAUCAUAGACAGGGGGUGAGGGAUGGGGAGGAGCAGGUGACAUAGAUACGCAGUCACAGUCUCUAUGUGACGCCCGGGAGAUGCUGCUGGGGAGACGGCGCUUCCCUGCCUUACACGUGUGCUGUGGGGCUGUGGCUGAGGGAGGGGGACACAGUGACCGGCACAUAAUAGCUGUAUAUCCCAAUACAGAGCUGGGGCUGCUGCUUGAGUGACUGGGGCCCUGUCUCACCCUCUGCCAUAGUGUUGUUAUCAGCAAUGUGUGCUUCCUGUGUCCUGCAGUGCAACAUGGGGGACAUCCCCCCCGGGUUAAUAGGCCCAUUCCCCCAGCGGGGUCGUGUGUAGACUAAACGUCUCAUUCAUAGCCUGACUGUGUAUUACAUUUAGGAAAAUUUAGAAAUAAUACCCCAUCCCGGUGCAGGGCGCCUUGGCUGCCUCCAUUACCGCUGCCCACGGACAGGCGCAGAGCUGAUAUAUUUUUGACACAGACGGAACACCUAUCGCACUGGGUAUUUACAAUAAAAAAAAAUUAGAUGAACAUGGGCAGGUGGUAGCGUGUGUCGACAUUCAGAAUAUGAACUGAGUCCAGUUGUCUACAGUAAGUAUGUGACACUGGAAUAAUGUCAUACGGCCAACCAAAAAUAUGUAUUGUGCCAAUCAUGAAAUAAGAGUGUAGAUGAUGUAACGCUAGCACAUCUGCACAGUUACUACAUGCACUCCGUAGUGCCCAGGAGCUGUACCUGAGUACUAACAGCAUCAUUUGUCAUCCCGCUAUUCAGUGACUGAUCCCUAGUGAGAACCUGACAUCUAUCUAUAGUACCUGGUGACUGAGGCAUUAAUUUUUCACACGCUGUAGAUGACAACUAAAAGUGAGAUUUCAUUCACACCAUAUCCAUAGAUCUAGUGGUAGAUUCUAAUAGGGGUAAAUCAGCUUGCCCUAUAAGUAAGUGGGUGUAUAUGCAGCACUUAGGGUAGCCCCAGACUUGCUGAUUUGUGUUUGCAGCCGUGAGAUGGGGCGAGAAGAAGUGCCCAUUGCCGGAGUUUCCACACAGUUGCGGCAGCACUUUGGCCCCUCAGCCCUGAUUGAAUUGACCGCAUAGUAUGCGCAUAUUAACCAGAGCUGCGAGCUGUAUAAAAUUGAACUGAGGUAACCGGAGUCUUACUAGAAGUCGCUUGAGGAUGAAACGCAACCUAAUUAACUGAGGAUGGACCAGGACAAGAGUCACAUGACUAAGAGCAUAUUAAAGCUCACCUUGGAGAUCAUCUACCUGCUGACUGGAGAGGAUUGCACAGUAGUGAAGAAGAUAUCCAGUGAGCAUGUGACACCACAGAUCCGUCCCUGUGUGUCAGGAGGAUUGGGCAGGAGUCGGGUCCCCAUCAUGGUGACUCCACCUUGCUCACAUGAGAGAGACAAUGACCAAAGGAUCCUGUUACUCACCGACAAGAUCAUUCAGCUGCUGACUGGAGAGGUUCCUAUAAGGUGUCAGGAUGUCACUGUCCAUUUCUCCUUGGAGGAGUGGGAGUAUUUAGAGGAGCACAAGGAUCUGUACAAAGACGUGAUGAUGGAGAAUCACCAAUCUUUCAUAUCACUGGAUAGAUCCAGUAACAGAGAUGCCCCAGAGAGAUGUCCCCGUCCUCUUUAUUCCCAGGACUGUACAGAUGAGAAUCACGGUAUCCCGCAGGAGGAUCAGGGUGAAGACCUGGCUGAUAAUAAGGUACAAUAUAAAAAGGGAGAAGAGAUGAUUGUGACUGAUAUUAAGGUAGAAUAUACAGAGGAAGAAGAAGAGACGUAUGUGAGGGGUGAUCAGCAGUGUAAGGAGGAGGAAAUCCCUACAGAUAUCGGCACAGAUGGACCCAGUAACAGAAAUACCCCAGAGAGAUGUCCUCUAUAUUCACAGGACUGGACAGGGGAGAAUCACAGGAUCCCCCAGGAGUAUCAGGGUGGAGGUCUGACUGAUGUGAAGGUAGAAGAAGAGAUGUAUGUGAGGGGUGAUCAGCAGUGUAAAGAGGAGGAAAUCCCUACAGAUAUCAGCACAGCAGAUGGAGGUAACAGCAGGAAUAUGUCGGAAGAAUAUCUCAUUUUUUCACCAGACUAUAAAAUAGAAGAUAACAUCACACAGGAUGAUCCAGGAGAAAUCCCCAUUACCCCAAUCACACAUCUAGUACCUCACAGUGCCGAUAUGUCAUCUGACCCCUCUAACCAUGAGCAAUGUUCUCCUGAUAACUCAGACACUGUUACACACAGUACAGCUUUUAGAGUAGCCACAAUCACUCCGUGUUCUAUAGUUGACAAAUGUUUUACACAGGAUACAAAUCUCAAUACUCAUCUGCCAGCUAAGGCCCUUGUGAAGCCAUUUCCUUGUUCUGAGUGUGGGAAAUGUUUUAAAAUUAAAUCAACUCUAAUUAGACAUGAGAAAGGUCACACAGGGGAGAAACCAUUCCCAUGUUCUGAGUGUGGGAAAUGUUUUACAGAUAAAUCAACUUUAAUUAGACAUGAGAGAGUUCACACAGGUGAGAAACCAUUUCCAUGUUCUGAUUGUGGUAAAUGUUAUGCAUGUAAAUCACAUCUAAAUAGACAUCGGAGAAGUCACACAGGUGAGAAGCCGUAUACAUGUUCUGAAUGUGGGAAAUCUUUUACCCGGAAAUCACAUCUUAUUAUACAUGAGAGAAGCCACACAGGUGAGAAGCCAUUUCCAUGCUCUGAGUGUGGGAAAUGUUUUACAAAGAAAUCAUAUCUUGUUAAACAUGAGAGUCAUCACACAGGUGUGAAGCCAUUUUCACGUUCGGAGUGUGGGAAACAGUUUACCCAGACUUCAGGUCUUGUUAGACAUGAAAGAUUUCACACAGGUGAGGAACCGUUUUCAUGUGCUGAGUGUGGGAAAUGUUUUACACAUUAUUCAGCUCUAGUCAAUCAUGACAGAUGUCACAUAUUACAUAACCCACCCAUGAAAGGUAAACAAGAAGUAAUUGACACGGCCAUGCAAGACCAGCUUGCAGCAUACACCAUUCAGGUUCCCACAGAUCAGCAGCCUGAAGACGCUGAUACAGAUAAUAUACGAUUGAACCCUAUGCGUACAAUGAAACUACCAGGUAGAGCUGAGGUGAAAGGGGAGGAUGACCAGAUUGUCAGUCCAGCCGUCCCUGCCUCAUCAGUAGAAGUUAGUUAUCCACUAUCAAAACCUGAUCUAUUAAGCAUAAAAGCUGGAUUCCCCGACCCAAGAAAAAACUCUAAUGCCACUUGCAAAUAUCUAUCACAAGAAUACUAUGUACACAAGUUCACCUGCAGGGAUUUGGAGCAGAUAUUGUAUACAUGCUUACCAGAAGAUUUAGCACAAUCACUUGUUGCAACCAUUGAUCUGGCAGCAAAUGAUUACUCAGACCCUACCAAGCCCAAAAUAGAUGUACUUAAUACCAAAUUACGUGAACUGUAUCCCCCUGUCCCCAAAUGGGAUGAUUUGUUCACAAUCAGACAAGCAGACAAUGAAACUGUAGAUGAAUAUUUCGAUAGAUUUAAGUUAAUGGUACCAACUUUCACUGCCGGCGAAAUGAUAGUCAAACCAAAUGAGGCUUCCACCAUGCUGGUUACAUGUUUUGUGGAAGGCCUCAAACCAGCAGUUAUGACUGCCCUCAAGACUACUAAAUUAGCAUGGCGGAAUUCACCAUUAAAUACUAUAGUAGGAGAAGCAAGGGCACAUGAACUCAACCUUGUAAAACCUACCCCUGUUCUGGUCGUAGACCACAUACCAACACCACAAUCCCACCCCCUAGAAGGGACACCCAGCCCAGGUAUGCCUCCCCAAAACCAUUGGGGCCCAAAGCAACACAAAUACAAUCAGAAAAAUAGAAAUUCAUGGCAAGGCCCUCAAGGCCCUCAGGGAGACACUGGAGCGGCUAAGUCACUACUUACCUCUGCGCUGCCUUCACAGACGAUCUCAGGCACUUCGAUCCAAGCAGUGGGAAUCUCAGGGCAAAUACAACUCCUACCAAUACUAGCUGAUAGUAAAAUACAGAUAGGUCCAUUAAACGACACACAUGCUUUCCAGCUGGCAGCAAAUGCUCCUGCAAAUUUGUUAGGCCGUGAUCUAUUAUGUAAACUCGGAGGCACUAUUUAUUGUACAAGCGAUGGCAUUUAUCUAGACAUCCCUAGCACUCUAGAAAGCAAGGCCACAGCGCUGUUAGACACACCAAUCCCGCUGCUGUCAUUACAACUCCACCAACCAAAUAGCCUCAUUCAUGAACAGAUAUUGGAAGCAGUUCCUGCUUCCUUAUGGUCCACCUACAAAGAUGAAGUAGGUUUACUUCAAGACGUUGACCCCAUCAUGAUUAAACUACAACCAGGAAAGUCACCACCACGCAUCACACAAUACCCACUUAAACCAGAGGUGGAAGAAGGAGCAUACCCCUCCAUCCGCUCCCUACUUGACCAAGGAGUCUUGCGCAAAUGCGUCAGCAGCGCAAAUUCACCGAUCUUUCCUGUGAAGAAACCAGGCCCCACAAAGACAUAUCGUAUAGUACAGGACCUUCGCGCCCUUAAUGCAGUCAUACAAGCCUGUCACCCCGUGGUGCCCAAUCCCGCCACAAUACUCACGCAGGACUCGGCUAAUUUUAUGGUCGAAGUGCUGAAAGAAAUUGGCUUACUCCAUGCACGCUCCACGGCCAUGGCUGUGUCGGUGCGUUGGGGCUUAUGGCUACGUCAGUGGAAUGCGGAUAAGGAUUCCAGAAAGGGAGUGAAAAGCCUACCAUUCAAAGGUGACGCCCUAUUUGGAGAUGAACUGGAUGCGUGGAUAUCCAAGGCUACGGCGGGUACGUACCUCCCGUCUGCAGCGCCCCCAGCUAGGAAAACCUACUCUGCUCCAACUCUGCAGGACCUUCUGCAAUCCCUGAACCCGUACUUCCGGGUAUUCAAAUUCAAGAUGGAGUCUCUGAGAGCGGUGAUCUCUGGUCUGGAGGAAGGAGAAUUCUUGGUUUCCCUGGAUAUCAAGGAUGCGUAUCUACACAUCCCGAUCUGGCCGCCUCACCAGGCUUAUCUUAGGUUUGCAUUACAGAACUGUCACUACCAGUUCCAGGCCCUGCCAUUUGGCCUCUCAACUGCACCACGGGUAUUCACCAAGGUCAUGGCAGUGAUGAUGUUCCUCCUACGCAAACAGGGAGUAAACAUAAUUCCGUACAUGGAUGACCUUCUGAUAAAAGCAUCAUCCAGGGAGAAGCUGCUGGACGGUAUUGCAGUUUCGACUCAACUGCUCCAGGAUUACGGGUGGAUUUUGAACCUACCAAAAUCUCACCUGGAACCGAUGAGGAAACUUCCGUUUCAGGGCAUGAUACUGGACACGGAAACAAUGAAAGUUUUCCUUCCAUUGGAAAAGGCAUUGGCUUCACAUAUUCUUCACGAUCAAGCCAUUCAGGUUCAGUCGGACAAUGUGACGGCGGUGACGUACAUAAACCGACAAGGCGGAACGAAGAGAAGAGCAGCGAUGUCAGAGGUCGAGAGACCCACAGGCGGUGGCAGUAGCCGCUCUGGUGACUCGGUGGGUCUAUCAGAGGGUGUACAUGUUUCCACCACUUCCAUUGAUCCCAAGGAUUCUCAAAAGAAUAAAAAGGGAAAAGGUUCAAGCAAUUCUCAUUGCUCAGGAUUGGCCAAGAAGGGCUUGGAUGCUCAUUUCCAGUUGCAGGCCCUUCCGUUCGGUCUCUCUUCUGCUCCCAGAGUGUUCACAAAAGUCACGGCGAUCAUGAUGGCCCUACUUCGGGAUCAGGGUGUGACGAUUGUUCCCUAUCUGUACGAUCUGCUCAUAAAGGCGCGCCCGGCGGAGCUUUUACUUCAGAAUAUCCGGAUAACGCAGGACCUUCUGGUUCGGCGCGGGUGGAUCCUGAACUUCCAGAAGUCUCACUUAUGCCGCUCACAACGGUUGCUGUUUUUGGGAAUGAUUCUCGACACGGUCCAUCAGAAGGUUUUCCUUCCUCAGGACAAGAUCCUGUCUCUGCAGAUGCUGCUGUGUCUUCUACAUCAGUGGUCAGGAUCUCAUCUGUUCCUUCAUCAGCGGGUGACGCUAUCUCCAAAGGCACGGUCGUCGCUUCUCUGGUGGCUCCAGUCGGCACAUCUGUUGGAAGGAAGGAGGUUCGGAGUGUGGGAUUGGACUCUUCUCACCACGGACACAACACCAUGGAACCUCACUCUGGUUCUCGCUUUUCUGCAAUCCUCGUUGUUUGAGCCUCUGGAGUCAGUGGAGAUGAAAUAUCUCACCUGGAAGGUGGUUCUUCUCCUGGCUCUCGCUUCGGCUAGACGGGUGUCGGAACUUUCUUGUCGUCCUCCUUACCUGGUGUUUCAUGCUGAUAGGGCCGAGCUCAGUACUCGCAUGUCUUUUCUACCUAAGGUGGUGUCCGAUUUUCACAUCAAUGAGCCACUUGUGGUUCCAGCUCUCUCGGUGGACUCUCCAGAUUCAAGAUCAUUGGAUGUAGUCAGAACGCUCAAGAUCUGUGUGGAUAGGACUAAGGCUAUUCGGAAGUCCGAUUCCUUAUUUGUUCUAUACGAUGCUACCCGCCAUGGUUGGCCGGCUUCUAAGCAGACUUUGUCACGAUGGAAUCGGCUGACCAUCAGACAAGCUUAUUUGGAAUACACUGUAGUAAGGAAGACAUCCGGUGACCAUGCAAAACCAAGUAGCUGUCCCUGUGUGUCAGGAGAACUAAGUAGGACCCAUCACCCCAUCACGGAGCCUCACUCUCACUCACUGAUACAUAAGAGAGACAAUGAGCAGAAGAUCCUGGAACUCACCAACAAGAUCAUUCAGCUGCUGACUGGAGAGGAGUGGGAGUAUACAGAGGAACACAAGGAUCUGUACAAUGACAUGAUAAUGGAGAAUCACCAGCCCCUCACAUCACUGGAUGGACCCAGUAACAUAAAUACAGCAGAGAGAUGUCCCUGUCCUCUUUAUUCCCAGGACUGUACAGAGGAGAAUCACAGGACCCCGCAGGAGGAUCAGGUUGGAGGUCUGAGUGAUAUUAAGGUAGAAGAUAUAGAGGGAGAAGAAGAGACGUAUGUGACUGAUAUAAAGGCAGAAGAUAUAAAGGGAGAAGAAGAGACGUAUGUGACUGAUAUAAAGGCAGAAGAUAUAAAGGGAGAAGAAGAGACGUAUGUGACUGAUAUAAAGGCAGAAGAUAUAAAGGGAGAAGAAGAGACGUAUGUGACUGAUAUAAAGGCAGAAGAUAUAAAGGGAGAAGAAGAGACGUAUGUGACUGAUAUAAAGGCAGAAGAAGUGACGUGUGUGACUGAUAAUACGGAAGAAGAUACAGAGGGAGAAGAAGAGAUGUAUGUGACUGAUAUAAAGGCAGAAGAAGAGAUGUAUGUGACUGAUAUAAAGGCAGAAGAUAUAAAGAAAGAAGAAGAGACGUAUCUGACUGAUAUAAAGGCAGAAGAUACAGAGGGAGAAGAAGAGACGUAUGUGACUGAUAUAAAGGCAGAAGAUACAGAGGGAGAAGAAGAGACGUAUGUGACUGAUAUAAAGGCAGAAGAAGUGACGUGUGUGACUGAUAAUAUGGAAGAAGAUACAGAGGCAGAAGAAGAGACGUAUGUGACUGAUAUAAAGGCAGAAGAUAUAAAGAAAGAAGAGACGUAUCUGACUGAUAUAAAGGCAGAAGAUAUAAAGGGAGAAGAAGAGACGUAUCUGACUGAUAUAAAGGCAGAAGAUACAGAGGGAGAAGAAGAGACGUAUGUGACUGAUAUAAAGGCAGAAGAAGUGACGUGUGUGACUGAUAUAAAGGCAGAAGAUAUAAAGGAAGAAGGAGAGACGCAUGUGAAGGAUGACCAGCAGUGUAAGGAGGAGGAAAUCCCUACAGAUAUCAGCACAGCAGAUGGCGGUAACAGCAGGAAAAUCUCAGAAGAAUAUUUAAUUUUAUCUCCAGACCAUAAAAUAGAAGAUAACAUCAAACAGGACUCUACAGGAGGAAUGCCCAUUACCCCAAUUACACUCCCAGUACCUCACAGUGCAGAAACGGCAUCUGAUUCCUCUAACCAUGAGCAAUGUUCUCCUGAUAACUCAGAUACUCAUAGUGCAGCUUUUGGGUUAGCUACAAUCUCUCCCUGUUCUGUAGAUGGCCAAUGUUAUACACAGGACACAAAGCUUAUUACCCAUCAGCCAGCUAAGGCUGGUGUGAAGUCCUUUCCAUGUUCUGAGUGUGGGAAAUGUUUUAGAAAUCAAUCAACUCUAAUUAGACACGAGAAAAGUCACACAGGUGAGAAACCGUUUCCAUGUUCUGAGUGUGGGAAAUGUUUUAGAAAUCAAUCAACUCUAAAUAGACAUGAGAAAAGUCACACAGGUGAGAAACCGUUUCCAUGUUCUGAGUGUGGGAAAUGUUUUAGAAAUCAAUCAACUCUAAAAAGACAUGAGAAAAGUCACACAGGUGAUAAACCAUUUCCAUGUUCUGAGUGUGCGAAAUGUUUUACAGAUAAAUCAACUCUAAAUAGACAUGAGAAAAGUCACACAGGUGAUAAACCAUUUCCAUGUUCUGCUUGUGGGAAAUGUUUUCAAGAAAAAUCAACUCUAAUUAGACAUGAGAAAGUUCACACAGGUGAGAAACUAUUUCCAUGUGCUGAUUGUGGGAAAUGUUAUACAUUUAAAUCAUCUCUUAAUAGACAUUGGAGAAGUCACACAGGUGAGAAGCCUUAUACAUGCUCGGAGUGUGAGAAAUGUUUUACCCGGAAAUCACAUCUUAUUAUACAUCAGAGAAAUCACACAGGUGAGAAGCCAUUUCCAUGCUCUGAGUGUGGGAAAUGUUUUACCCGGAAAUCACAUCUUAUUAUACAUCAGAGAAAUCACACAGGUGAGAAGCCAUUUCCAUGCUCUGAGUGUGGGAAAUGUUUUACAAAGAAAUCAUACCUUAAUAAACAUGAAAGGUAUCACACAGGCGUAAAGCCAUUUACAUGUUCAGUGUGUGGGAAACCGUUUGCCCAAAAAUCAUCUCUUAUUGCACAUGACCGAAGUCAUACAGGUGAGGAUCCAUUUUCAUGAAUGUGGGAAAUGUUUUACUGAUAAAUCAUCUCUAGUUAAUCAUGAGAAAUGUCACCUGUGAGAUGCCUUUUUCUUGUUCUAAAUGUGGGAAAUAACAAGUGUAUUUAUAUAAUGUUCUCCAGUAUAACUCAGUCACUUUACAAACACCAAAAAAUGUAGCACAGAGGUUUAGUUAUUACAGCACAAAGAAGACAAACCAAAACAUUUUUACAUAACGGGCACAAUGACCGUAAUGCAGGGUAUGUGCAGCCAUUUUGAUUAAUAACUUCCACAGAUUACAUAAUCCACCCAUGCAAGGUACCAGGUGAGGCAGCCAUGUGGGGAAUGCAACAUAGGUUUCCCUGGGUGGAAUAGGCAAUGGCUAGAACAGAUUACAUAAAAUGUGGCAGUGUACCUUUACAUAACAAUUGGUUGCAGAGCCUUGAUAAAGAUGGAAGCCAUAUUUGUUCAUAAGACUCCAUUUAUAAUUGACAUCUGACAAGCUGUUUCAAAUUGUUUUCAGCUUAGAGCUGACACAGGAAAAAGUACAGACACUGCACUUUGUUUGAACCCAUAUUGUGAAGUUAUGACCUUUAUCUAAGAUAUAUUUUACGGUAAUUUCUUAGCAGAAAUAUAAUGUCAGCAGCUAGACAUGUGAGCUUCAAAGGGUAUUUGUCAGUUUGCGGUAUAGCAGGUGUAAAAAUAUAACCAGACAUAUGUAGGUUUCAAGGUUAGCAAAAACCCCCAGUUAUUCCACUUAAGAGCACAUAUAAGAAAUAUAGACGUUGGCAAACAUAUUACGUAUAAGAUAGAAGUUUUAUUAGCCAAUAGGAUUAAGCUUCGUGUCAGGAAUCGACGACACAAUAUGUUCAUUUGUAUCACUUUAUAAUGUACUGCUGGUAGGAAAUAAAGCUCUCUCUGCUGUAUUACUUUCCACUUUA
Molecule: messenger RNA, 9958 nt
Organism: Pseudophryne corroboree (corroboree frog)
Lineage: Eukaryota; Metazoa; Chordata; Amphibia; Anura; Myobatrachidae
Exons: 23
Coding region: 1245-9038 (2597 amino acids)
Biological process (GO): regulation of transcription by RNA polymerase II; proteolysis
Molecular function (GO): RNA polymerase II cis-regulatory region sequence-specific DNA binding; aspartic-type endopeptidase activity; DNA-binding transcription factor activity, RNA polymerase II-specific
Source: RefSeq, a predicted model, not a curated record